CCGUGACAUCCACCGCCCUUCCCAUCAGCAGGCGUCUGCACAUCAGGUCCAUUCAGUGCUAACUGUUUCAUCACGGUUCGAAUGCGAUUUCGCAUCAGAAUGGGGGAUAGACGCCCAUCAUUUCACACAAAAUCCAUUAUAAGUGGCCGAAAGCCACCCACGCAGCCGGCAAUUGAUUGCGAAUGCCCCUCGUUUUAUCGUCGUCUGCCUUGAGUCCUUCACCCCUCGUGCUCAAGUAGUUCGACAGAGAACCCGCUAUAAUGAGCAAGCUGGUGAUGGAUGCUGCAGAAUUGGAGAACUGGUCAGCUUCACAACACGUAACCGUGGCCACUUUCUGUCUGCUCAUUUACGAUCAUGUUCUCACCUUUUCCGACGAAGUGAACCUUGUAUGGCAAACAAGAAGUGUCAACUUGGUGAAAUUGUUGUUCAUUUUUAACCGUUACGCCGUCCCGGUCGUCAUCGCGGUUGAUACUGCACUUGUCACUAAGAUUGUAUCUAUUGGCCCGUGGUGGUGGAUUUUUGAGAUCUUAAUGGAAAUGCUAUCGUUGUGGUCUACAACCCUCAUAAUAGCAUUACGUGUUCGUGCGCUCUGGGUCGACCGAAAAGACAUUAGGCGCAUUCUGAUUUGGUCGUGGUCUGUUCACGUUGUCACGUCCUUUGCUUUGACAAUAAAUGUACUCGCCCACUCUUCAUUCGAGUCAGAUUAUUUCAAUGUCUGCAUGGGGUCCAUAGAGUACUGGUGGACUCUGUGGGUGCCCGGGAUGUUAUUCCAUCUUGUGAUUUUUGGGUUGAUGGGAGCAAAGGCUUGGUUCACCCCAAGGGAUGAAAAAAGCCCGCUUCUGAUCAUUCUAUUGAUCGAUGGAUUUAUAUUUUUCUUUUUUGUAUUUUCUUUGAUGCUCAUCAACACGGUGAUAUGGGCUCUGGAAGUGCCCUCUCUUGUUCAACUACCCCACGAUUCCGUUUGGGCACUCUGCACGAUUGCCAUUACUCGUCUGCUCCUCUCGCUCCAGAAGCGCUAUCACGCGCACCAUGUCUCACUGUCUAACGAUGAUGAUGACGAGGUCGACAUCGAGAUCAGGGACGGUCUGCCCGCACCACUCUCUCCCAUUUUCUGGCUACGCACGCCAUCGCGUGUGGAUCCGCCAUUAGACGACCCGUUCUAUGCGUAUUACGCUGCUCCAUUCCCCGUCACACCAACAAGUGGUUUGGGGAGAACACCUACUAUCCAGCAGAAUUCAAACAAAUCAACAAAUAGAACAACUGCCACUAGUUCUAGAACUUCCAAGAGUGCCAAGAGCCUCCCUCCUGGAGAUGGGGACUCUUUGCCGGGGUGGAUACCACCUGUACCACCCAUUCCCGCACUGACUCCUUUUUCAAAUGUAUAACAUCCUGGACAAUUAUUCGAGUAUGCCGGCCGAUAGCUCGGACAUUCAAACCCAGUACUUUAUCAAUUAAUAUGAUUUGUUCACCUGUAUCCCCAGCCGUAUAGGGCCCACAUCGGCCAACGUAAUGCACACCAUACUCCAAUAAUUAAUAUCAU
Messenger RNA from Cantharellus anzutake, 1540 nucleotides. RefSeq lists its product as uncharacterized. The transcript has 9 exons. Bases 261 to 1385 code for a protein of 374 amino acids. The record is from RefSeq and is a predicted model, not a curated record. NCBI's taxonomy places the organism in Eukaryota, Fungi, Basidiomycota, Agaricomycetes, Cantharellales, Hydnaceae.